Molecule: messenger RNA, 1497 nt
Organism: Cottoperca gobio
Lineage: Eukaryota; Metazoa; Chordata; Actinopteri; Perciformes; Bovichtidae
Gene: tank
Product: TRAF family member-associated NFKB activator
Exons: 8
Coding region: 201-1220 (339 amino acids)
Biological process (GO): negative regulation of canonical NF-kappaB signal transduction
Source: RefSeq, a predicted model, not a curated record
CUACAGAACAGGGGGAUUCCCCGAGGGAAGUUCCCAACUCAAACUAGGCUAUGUAAAACAUACACUGCCAUAUCCUCUCCGGCGCUUCGUAACUUCGUAACGACUCUGCGGUGGUGUCAACACAAUAAAUUCGACUUUAACAGCUACAUGAAUGAAGGGCUCAUGUCUGCUGUGUCAGGGAUGAUUGUGGAGCACACGGCAUGGAAAGGAACAUCGGAGACCAGCUCAAUAAAGCUUUUGAAGCUUAUCGGCAGGUCUCCAUUGAGAAGGACACUGCUAAAAAGGAACUGCAACAAAUGAGUGAAUAUUACGAGCAAUACACUCAAAAACUUCAAAAACAGAUAGAGGACCAGCAGCAGUUGAUUUCAAAACUUGAAGCUAAAUUAUCAUCAACAAAGCCACCAUCAGGAGAGAUGAAAUGUGACCCUUGCAAUCAUGUCCUUGACGGGGCCAGCGCUUAUAAGAAAAUACAGUACCCGGACAAUAUGGGCACUGUUGCUCCUAAUAUGCCAGUACACAACAGCGUUGACUAUCAGGACAUGCUGGAUGCAUUUGACGCAAUUCAAUGGAAAUUCCGGCAGAUUCACUUUCUUACUAGAAAACAAAAAGAUCACCUAAAAAGAUUCCAUGGAGGAAAUGAUGUGUCAAACGAUCAGCGGUUCUCCAUGCCCAUCCAGUGCACAGACCGUACAGCAGAGGCAGAGAGAUCCCUUUCCUCAAAUUUAAGGUUAGCAGUGGAUAUUCCACUCCCGCCUACGUCUCUGGCGUCCCGUGGCGCCAGCCCCGAAGACAGGGACUUAGUAGACUCUCUCACCAAACUCAGUGUCAAAUUCCCCCCCUCUGCGGACAGUGAAUAUGACUUCCUGAACAGUGCAACAGAGAGACACAUUGGUCUGACCAUGCCCACGAAGCGGCCUCUCGAUAGUGUCCCCUCCACAUUGACAGAAGAGGAGCCCGUGGAACUGCCUAUGCCCUUUGUCUACCCUCCAUCCCCCUCCCACUCAACAUCAUCGUCGCUCUCCCAGGAGAGCGUUCGGGGACCCCAGCAGCCUCUCUGGAGCCCUGAGCUGUGUGAGGCGGUUGAUGUGGGGACAGAGCUGGCGACGCCUCAGAGCAGCAGUCCUGAUAAAUGUGCUUUCUGCCUUGCUGUGGUUCCUCAGGACCGAAUGAACAGCCACCUCUACUCUCAUUGCACGCCUAACAAUGAAGCCGACGAUUGACAGUGGAAGCGGAGACUGACGGGCCCAAAGACUUACUGUAUUCAUGGUCCAUGAAGAACAUGCGCUGUACUGGAUUUGAAAUGACACUGCAAUAAGACUUGAAUCCAUUUAUUUAAUAUUGAAGAAUUGAAUGGUACACUUUCUUGCCCAUUAUAUUUUUCUAAUAUCACGCUGAGAUUUUACUCUAGUACUAAGUGACGAUAAUGCAUAAUAUGGUAUAUAUAUAUAUAUAUAUAUAUAUAUGAGCAAAUAAAGCCGACAUUUACUCUUUACAUUA